UUGAGCGCCAUUUUUUUUUUCUCAACAGGGGGAAGAAAGGGGACAAAAGCUAAACCAAAAAUAACUUAUCUUUAGGACUCCGUGCGUAAUAAUCACAGUACACAGUAAACUCUAGUUCCCGAUAAGAGGCGGCAUGGGCACAGAGGAGAUGCUGCUCCGGUGACCGUCGGUUUGCAGAGCCUGUAGAGCAGACGCAGUUCACCGACACACAUCAUCUGCAGGCCGGUUGAAGUGGAGCACCGUGGCUCCGCCAGAGGAGGCACAGCGACGUUAAUCUGCACCGAAAAUAUCAACGAGGUUUGUGGUGAAUCAUGUAUCAGCUUCCUGUAGGAAAUGUAGAAAAAAUUAGAAGGGCUCGGAAAGCAGUGAAGAAUAUCCUAAGUGAGAUCGGCCUUGAAGACUGUCAGAACUGGCUAAAGGAGCUAGAUGAAAACCAAGAUGACAAAAACUCAGAAGAGGAGGAAGCUUUUCAAGGAACAGAUUGGAUUGAUAUCACAGAGGGAUUCAGUAUCCGACAGCAGAAGAAGUGGCCCUAUCGGUCUCGAUCUCUGUGCUGCACCCUCUGCAAAUACUCGUCACAAAACCUCUACAACUUCAGAAGCCACAUCUCUCGCUGCCAUGCGUAUGUUCAGACAUAUUGUACGCUGGUCCCUUGCUCCCAAUGCCUCUUCAUCUCUCACCCCAAGAUCGUUAAGAAGCACAUGCUCUACUUCCACGCCAAACUGCCCGUCCCAAACAUGCAGAUACAGAAGGAAGCUUCGUUCACCCAUCGCUCGGCUGAGAGGUAUCACUGUCGAAGGUGUGGAUUCCCAAGCUCCUCCAUCUUCGCCAUAAAGAAGCACAUCAUUCUCAAGCACUUGGAACACUUGGCCCAGCAGUACAUCGGUUAUAGAUUACACCAGCAGGCGUCUACGGCUGUAAAGAUCUACUGCUGCAAGGUGUGCAAGGUGAACACUGGAACUCUGGACCAAAUGCUGCACCACAUGUUGGUCGAGCCGUCACACUACACAGUCACCACACAGGUGCAGAGUCUAAUAACAGAAAACAAGAACUACACCGGUAAACCUACUUCUAAUGGCAAUGGGUUGUUGGUCACAUUCCCAAAUAUUGCUCCCAAACCACAAACGCCUCAGAUACUUCCCAAUAACUCCUUAGUUGUACCCAGUAACGGCCAAACUGCCGGCACAGUGGUAGCCGUGCAGCAGCUGCAGGGAAACGCAAAUAGUACGACUCUGAUCUGUGCCCCUGGAACCAACCAAGCUUUUCUGCCACCACAAGCUUCAGCAUUGGUGCAGCUGGCUAGUGCUGAAGCUAAAGGUUUGCUCCAGCCUGGCGCCACGAUAGCUCUAAGGAGCGCUCUGCCCCAGGGGCAGUCCGUGGUCCAGCUUCCAACAGUGUCCAAUGUGUCUCUAAAGCAGAGCCCAGUGACCAUAUCUUCUACUGUAGCUCAACCACAAUUGGUUUCAACAGGGCAGCAAAUGGUUCCUCCAGCAGGACCUCAGGCCAGUCUGGUUCCUGGAGCCGCCCCCAAAUCUGCUGUGGCUGUUCAAAAUGCACCAAUAAACCACACUCCCCUCCAAGGUACCAUGAUGACGUCACAGUCCCUGCUGAGUCACCUCAUCCCAACUGGGAACAGAGUGAAUGGCAUGCCUACGUACACAUUCGCUCCACUCGUUUCUCAGAGAACAUCCACCCCCCUCAAGCCUGUUGAGCAGUUGAGUAACUCGGCACCACAAACCAAGAAAUGGAUCACCUGUCCCCUCUGCAACGAACUGUUCCCUUCAAACGUCUUCGACAUGCACACCGAGGCCGCCCACCAGACCAAAUCAACCACUUCCAAGUCAGAAAGUGUCGCUGCCCGAGCAGCAUUCCUGAAGAAAAUGCCCGACAAGACUGUCAAAUGCCUAACGUGCAAAGUGCUGCUAACAGAUAAGAUAGUCUUCCAACAUUUGCUUCAUGGGCUAAAUUGUUUGUACUGCUCCGCUUUGUUCUUUUCGGUCAAACAGCUUGUAGAGCACGUAAAGCUGCACAAUCCAGCAAGCAAGGUGUAUUGUGACUUCCUCAGGCAGAAGUUUAGGAUCUACUCCAAAGGUAACGGCGGCAUCCUCUUUCCUCAUUUUGACGUUUGCACCACCGCACCGAAGGAGGUCCUGGGAGAGGCGGAGGUCAACCUCGCCCUUGUCACGAGUUCUCUCGACUUGAUUUUUUUUAAGGUGCAGGCCAGCACCCACCAAGACGUUUGCGCAGCACCCAUAAAAAUCCACAGCCCCUACUGUCCCUUCUGCAACGAGAGGUUUCAGAAUCAAUCUGAUCACAUCCUGCAUCUGAAACAGAAGCACUUUGUUGCGCCCACCAUUCAUGCAAUCCUGAAGACCGAGGCAUUCAAAUGCAUUUACUGCAAUGGUGUUUACACAGGAAAGGUCACCCAGCAGGCAGUGAUGCUUCACAUCAAGCGAUGCCGCUGUUCUCCAAAGCCAGCGCAACCUCCGAAACCCCCAGGUCCCACACUGGUGCCGCAGCAACCACAACCGUUAAAACCACCUCAGCAGGUUGGUCAGCAGUCCGGACUCUACUUCCUCCAAGUGCCACAGGGAAUGACGAUGACAAGGACCUUAGCGCCGGCUCGUGUGAUACGAGCUCAGGCCCCUGCGCCAGCCCCUGCGCCGGUCUCUGUGGAGCCCCCAGAGACUGAGGCUGAGCGGCAGCUCAAGAGGAAGCUGGAGGCCGCAUUGAAGGAGGCGAUGGAGGCCAACAGGCGAGAGCGGGAAGAGAGAGCCGCCCUGCGCAAGAAGAGGGAGCAAGAGAGACGGGAAAGGGAGAAGGAGCUGCAGGAGUGGAAGCAAGCACCCCCACCAGAGCCAGAGGUCCAGAGCGACCCUUCGGUCAAACUUGUGUUGGAACCGACCACUGUGGAGCGACGCUGCAGUGAGGAGCGCCGAGAGUUCAUCUCAAAGUACUUCAACGCCAACCCUUACGCAACCAAACCGGAGACCGAGGAGCUGUGCAGGAGGCUGUCUGUGACCAAAUCAGAGCUGGCUGGACAAUUCAGCAAGAAGCGCAGCAAGUGCAUGAAAAGCCUCAAGAGGAACACAGCUGUCAUCCUGCUGGGCUUCAACAUGGCGGAGCUGAAUAAAGUCAAGCACAACCUUCAAAUCCCCGAGCCAGAGCCACCGGCCGACGCUGUAGAAUCAGACGGAGAGGGGGAAUCAGCAGCACCGCCGCCCAGCGAGGAAGAAAGGAAGGAGGUCAAGGACACACCAGAACCGAUGGAUGUUAGAGAAGCAGAGGAAGUUCCAGAGGCAGAGCAGGAGGAGCCAAUGGAAUGAGAGCAGAAAUGCUUUGAUAUCUGGACUAGAUAUAGGAAAAAUCAAAACAGAAACUCCUUUGUUUUCAGUCAUGGAGAGGCAACCUUUUCAUAAUAUCCCAGCGACCCUGUAACUGAGGGCGGUUCGUCGAUGUAGACGUCAUUAACAGUGCUUUGUUCAGCCUCCGUAUGCUAUCAGUGCUCCUUAUUCUAAUCUCCACACAGAUGCAGCGACAUGUCAUCAGUGCUUUUCUAAAACAUAAAGAUUAUACCAAUGUUGAGGCAGUAUUUUCAUAGAUAUAAACAUUUACAACAAACUUCACACUUUAGUUCUGUCGCCCACCCACUUAGCUGCCUUGCACACCCAUUAAAGCCCCUCUGUCUAUGAAUUGAAUCUUUUCCAAGUUAAAAUAGAUUUAUUUCAGACCUUGCCUUAUGAGUCUGACCUGAGUUCUAUAAUGUGACCACACCUGCUGGUUUUGUAUUUUUCUUUUCACA
Cyprinodon variegatus (sheepshead minnow) is the source of this 3802-nucleotide messenger RNA. RefSeq names its product ADNP homeobox 2 (gene adnp2b). Gene Ontology annotation, biological process: regulation of gene expression. The record is from RefSeq and is a predicted model, not a curated record. Gene Ontology annotation, cellular component: nucleus. The transcript has 4 exons. NCBI's taxonomy places the organism in Eukaryota, Metazoa, Chordata, Actinopteri, Cyprinodontiformes, Cyprinodontidae. Bases 312 to 3326 code for a protein of 1004 amino acids.